AAUUAAUUGGAUGUAUCCACUCAAGUGAUGGAUAUAUAAGACCAGCUCUGACUUGUUAAAUUUGUCCGUUACCAGAAGAUCGUCUGUGUGAGAGAAUCCUGAGGUACAACUUUGACGAUGAACUCCCUGAUUGUUUUUGGUUUGGCUGCUCUAGCCGGUUUUGUGUCUGCCACUGCUAGAAAUGAAGCCAAUGUGAACAUUUAUCUUCACCUUUCUGAUGAUGGAGAUUCCAACUACGAAAACACCAUGCAUUAUGCUCAAUGCGAGAUGGAACCAAACCACUUCAUGCCAGGCAACCUCCACCAUAGGGUCCAUGGAAGCAUCGAAAUGCAUCAACGGGGAGACGGACCUUUGGAAAUGAGCUUCUGUCUGUCCGGAUUCAACGUCAGUGAAGACUUUGCUGAUCACAACCACGGACUUCAGAUCCACGAGUACGGAGAUAUGGAACAUGGCUGUGACACCAUUGGAGAACUGUACCAUAAUGAGCACGCCCCCAACCACGAUAACCCCGGUGACCUCGGAGAUCUCCAUGACGACGACCACGGAAAUGUGAAUGCUACCAGGACUUUCGAUUGGCUCACCAUCGGACAUACAGACGGAAUUCUUGGCCGAUCAUUGGCUAUUCUCCAGGGAGACCACACCUCUCACACCGCUAUCAUCGCUUGCUGCGUCAUUGGUCGCUCUCAUGCCCACUAGAUGAUCAUAACGGACCAUUCUAAAUAAAAGAUUAUCAUUUAUAUCGAACUUCAGUAGAAAUAAAAACUUACAAAAAAAAAUUCAAA
Molecule: messenger RNA, 782 nt
Organism: Magallana angulata
Lineage: Eukaryota; Metazoa; Mollusca; Bivalvia; Ostreida; Ostreidae
Product: superoxide dismutase [Cu-Zn]-like
Exons: 6
Coding region: 118-696 (192 amino acids)
Biological process (GO): removal of superoxide radicals
Molecular function (GO): superoxide dismutase activity; copper ion binding
Source: RefSeq, a predicted model, not a curated record